Arxiozyma heterogenica is the source of this 2199-nucleotide messenger RNA. RefSeq lists its product as uncharacterized. Lineage: Eukaryota; Fungi; Ascomycota; Saccharomycetes; Saccharomycetales; Saccharomycetaceae. The record is from RefSeq and is a predicted model, not a curated record. The transcript has a single exon. Bases 1 to 2199 code for a protein of 732 amino acids.
AUGCAGCUAUUAGUUUUGUGGUCCUUACUAGGGUUACUUGUGACCAAAAUAAGUGCUGCUACAACAACUAUUUCGGCACCUACAACCUUGUCAGGUGAUCAAACGUUUUCCAAUGAUAUCGUAAUUGAAUCAGGUGCUACUCUUGCAUUAAUAUCUGGUUCUUCAUAUUCUUUCAAUGGCAAUAUUGACGUUAAAGGUUCUUUAGACAUCGUCGGUGAUUCAACAAACGGGUUAACUAGUUUACAAUUUGGUUCUACUACAACAAUCACAAACAGUGGUAACAUCAACAUCGAAAAUAUUAAAUCGGCAGGUUCUGCCAGUGAUUUUGUUAUUGCACCUGCAAGUAUUGAUAACUCUGGUAUAUUUACUGUUUCACAAUUAAAUGCUGCUGCUACUAUACCAGGUACUAAUUUUACUAUAGCUCCAACCGGUUCCUUCAUUAACACAGGUACUAUUGAUUAUGAUACUGCUGAUAAAGGUGGGACCACAAACGGGUUCCUUUACCUUGGUGCUAUAACAAAUAAUGGUGUUAUAAAGUCUGGUGGGUUUGCUGGCUUAAUAAAUGAAGCAUCUUAUUUGAUCCCUAGUAGAUAUGAUAUGAAAGGUAUCAUUUUCAAUAAUCCUAUAGAAGGUCAAGGUGAAGUUACUGGUAAUCAGGGGUCAAUUGUUCUUAUUAACACAAAUAAUAUUGGAGAACAAACCUUCAAUGUUUACAAGGGUAUGUAUAUUAUUAAUCCAAAAAUUGUACCAAGCUCACUUAUAGUCAAGAAUUCAAUCGAGUCUAUGAUUGUAUUCUUAGGUGUUGACUAUUAUCCAUGGAAUGCUAAAAAUUUUAACACCUUACCAGGAUCUCUACAAAUUAAUUUUGCAAUAGAUGGUCACCGUUACUGGUUCAACACAAGUUGUGAUGGUGGUUGGCAAACACAAAAUAAUCCAUUUGUUGUUACUCCAUCUGAUCCUCAAUAUCAAAUUGGUGGUACCUUUAUAUAUAUACAGCAAUUUUAUUAUUUUCCAAACUGUGCAUGGAUAUCUGAACCAAUUACAAAGACAACAACUGUUACUACUGAGGGUUUUAUUACUGAAGCUACUACUAUUUCAACAGUAACAACAUCUACAACUAACCAAUACGGAUAUACUGUCACUGAAAUUAUCUAUGAUGUUGCUGUACCUGCAGAAUCUACUGUGUAUACCACCACCACCGGUACAGUCACUGUUCCAACCACAUCGACCUUCACAACUGUAGUCACCAACAGCAACGGUUCCUCCUCUACUGAAGUUGUUGUUGUUGUGAUCACCCCAGCUCCAUCUACCUUAUCCACUACCACCACUGGUGCAGUCACUGUUCCAACUACCUCUACUUUCACAACUGUAGUCACCAACAGCAACGGUUCAUCUUCUACUGAAGUUGUUGUUGUUGUGAUCACCCCAGCUCCAUCUACCUUAUCCACUACCACCACUGGUGCAGUCACUGUUCCAACCACAUCGACCUUCACAACUGUAGUCACCAACAGCAACGGUUCCUCCUCUACUGAAGUUGUUGUUGUCGUGAUCACCCCAGCUCCAUCUACCUUAUCCACUACCACCACUGGUGCAGUCACUGUUCCAACCACAUCGACCUUCACAACUGUAGUCACCAACAGCAAUGGUUCCUCCUCUACUGAAGUUGUUGUUGUUGUGAUCACUCCACCUGCCAUUAGUAGUUUUAGAGAAUCAUCAGUUAUAAUUUCAGCUCCUAUUUAUCAAAACUCCACCAGAACAGGUUCUCCGAUGUCGUCUUAUUUGUCUUUAUCUUCUGCUUUUAAACCAUCUCAAUCGUCUACUAAGACUAGUAUUUUAUCCACCGCUUCUUCAUCCACCUCUCCAGUAUUUACUAACAAUGAAAAUAAACCAACAUCUAGAAACUAUAGAACAUCUGCUAGUAUCAUUGUUGGAUCUACAAAUAGUAAUACAGAUAGUAUUUCAAUGACUAAUACUGUAAUAGACACUGUUAAGUCUGGAAGAUCAAAACCAUCGUCAACAACAAUGGUGACACCUAUCUCCCAAUAUAUUUCUGAGCAAUUCUCCUCAUCACCAACAACUAUGACACUAUCUCAUGGAAGUGUACCCUCUCUUGUAUCAUAUGAAGGUAAAGGUAAUAAAAUAUAUAUAAAGUGGAGUGUUGCUCAUUUCGUUGGCCUAUUAUUAUUUAUGAUUAUUUGA